UCUCGCUCCUCCUGUAAGCGGCGCUGUAGGUUCGUUCCUGACGCCCCUUAACUUUUUCUUCCAAUAAAGUUUUGUUUGCGCGUGUGCCCAGCUUGCAGUGCGAAGAUGGCGGAGAGCUCCGAGAGGAUUCCGCCUCCACUGCCGGAUUUGGAGGACCUGGACGGGGACUCUGGGGACGGUGAUGAGAUUGACGACUUACAGGGAGAAGAUAUCUUCAUCGGAAAUAGCACAAAUCUGAAAGAGCCACAGAGAGAAGAUCCUAUCUUUCCACCAAGCAGUACAAAUUCCGUGGCAGCAGCCAGUGCACCUGCAUCCAAAAAUCCCACCGAUUCCGUCAAAAAGGCAAAUGGAAUACGCUCAGAUGAAGAUGAAGAGGAUUUGUUUUCAGAAGCCACCAUAGAGUUGUCCCUGGAUAGCUCUCGUGGUGACCAGAAGAAAGAUGGUGACAAUUCAUUUUCUGCCCCCCGACCCACUACAAAGAGUGCUAUGAAACUACAAGCUAGUACCCUUGAGGAGCUCGAAGAGGAAGAAGCAGAGGACAAAUUUGAACUAAAUAUUGCAGUCACCAAUCCUGAAAAAGUUGGGGAUGGCAUGAAUGCUUACAUGGUGUACAAAGUUGCAAUGCAGACAAAUCUGCCAAUGUUUAAGUCUAAAAUGUUUACAGUGAAAAGGCGGUUCAGUGAUUUUCUUGGCUUAUAUGAAAAACUUUCUGAAAAGCACUCUCAAAAUGGAUAUAUUAUACCUCCGCCUCCAGAGAAAAGUAUACUAGGUAUGACCAAAGUAAAAGUUGGUAAGGAAGAUUCCUCUUCUGUAGAGUUUGUAGAAAGGAGGCGUGCUGCACUAGAAAGAUACCUUCAGAGAGUCGUUAACCAUCCAUCAUUAUUACAAGAUCCUGAUGUCCGGGAUUUCCUAGAAAAAGAAGAGUUGCCUCGUGCUGUUGGAACUCAAACACUGAGUGGAGCAGGCUUUUUGAAGAUGAUCAACCGAGCCACUGAGGCAGUUAACAAGAUGACCAUAAAGAUGAAUGAAUCUGACAUUUGGUUUGAGGAGAAGCUGCAAGAGGUUGAAAGUGAAGAACAGCAGUUGAGGAAGCUGCAUGUUGUGGUGGAAACCCUUGUGAAUCACAGAAAAGAACUGUCCAGUAACACUGCCAUCUUUGCAAAGAGUGUGGCGAUGCUUGGCAGUGCAGAGGACAACACAGCACUAUCGCGGGCACUUUCACAGCUGGCAGAGUUAGAGGAUAAGAUUGAGCACCUCUAUCAAGAGCAGGCGGGGAAUGACUUCUUCAUACUUGGAGAGCUGCUAAGUGAUUAUAUACGCCUCUUGUCAGCAGUCAGGGGAAGUUUUGACCAGAGAAUGAAGACCUGGCAAAGAUGGCAGGAUGCCCAAAACAUAUUGCAAAAGAAAAGGGAAAAUGAAGCCAAACUACUAUGGGCCAACAAACCUGACAAACUGCAGCAGGCAAAAGAUGAGAUUGCAGAGUGGGACUCAAAAGUAUCACAGUACGAGAGAGACUUUGAAAGGAUUUCAGCCACUGUUCGUAAAGAAGUUCUUAGAUUUGAGAAAGAGAAGAACAAAGAUUUUAAGAGUCAACUUGUGAAAUAUCUUGAAACACUUCUACACUUGCAGCAGCAGCUUAUAAAGUACUGGGAGGCAUUUAUACCGGAAGCUAAAGCAAUUGCAUAAGGAAACCAAGGAUUCAACAUUCAGCUCAAGUUCUGCCUUUUUGAACACUUUACCUCUCACUUUGUGAAGAAAAGACAAGCAACUCAUCCAUCUUACUGAGGAUUUAAAAAAACAAAUGAAAAUGAUUACAACUUCUUGUCUUGUUACAUUAACAUUGUAUUUUUAUUUAAUAGCCAUAUAUAUAUAUUCUAAUGAAGAUGUUUAUUAUACAAACCUUGAAAACCUUGGGUGGUGUGUAGAUGUUUUUGCCCUUUGAAAAUAGUAAAUGGAAGCCUUUAAUAUAGUAUCACUAACCUGUUAGUAGUUUAACAGCACAAAUGGGCAAAUAACUGGGGUAACGGUAUUGGAAUAUAUUUACUUCUUGGUGCUCAUGUCUGUUUGCUAGUUUGGGAAAUCUUGGGCAACAUCUAGUAUUCUGUUAAUUAAUAUAGGUCAAGAUUAUAAUGGUAUUUUCAUCCAGAACUAGAAUAAUCUUGGGUUGUAAUUCUAUUAUCUUUUUUUUUAUUGUUAACCACUUUUUAAUUAUCAUCUUCCUCCUCUUUGCUAUUAUAAUGAGGAUUUUUUUUGUUAUCAUAAUAAACUGAUCCAAAACUGAUUAUGAAUUUUCUACUUUACCUCGCAUUAAACCUUAACACUUCAAUGUGUGUUUUGGCAGGUUUUGUUACAGAAGCUUGAAGUGCCUUUUCCUCGUAAGUGGCGAGCAGAGUUUGUCUUGGCUGCUCAUGUCCAAAUUUUAACAUGCACAAGGACCAUUGAGCUUGCUUUGUAUGUUUCUUCCAAAGAGAACAGCAGGUGUGCACUGUUAUCUGUCAACUGUGAACCAGUAUGACACACUGUACUCCCAGUUAAAAAUGAAUUUGACAAUGUUUGAGUCGUUUUGGAUAUCUGCACUUAAUGGCUUCUGAUUUUUAGAUAGUGUACAGUCAUAGCUUACAAGGACAGUGUCAACAUAUACUCAGACUUUCUCUAUUUAAAUCAACACUAUUGUUUAGAUCAUAAAGUACGUAAUUUUCUGCAAAAAUCAUGCUUGUUUUCAGUCCCAGAAAAAAUUUGGUUGGAAAAGUACAAUGAAGUGUUCUAAGCUGGCUGUGUCAUUUGAUGAAAGAUAUUUUUUUUUCUUGCUGAUACCAUGGGGUCUCUUGAGGCAAUUCUCCAACUGCUGAUAUUUACAUUUUUACUCUUUCCUCAAGACUGUUCUCACUAGAUACAGUAUGAUUAGCCCUAAAUGUCACAAUGUCUCAAAUCAUUUUUAAUGAGAAGAGAUUUUCCUAAAAAAUAAAGUAAAAAAAAAUAUAUAUAAAGUUGUGUUAAUAUAAACUGUUGUACCUUGAGCUCAUAAGUUCACAUUUUAAAUAAAGAAUUUAUUAAAUAA
This is a messenger RNA of Erpetoichthys calabaricus (reedfish), 3058 nucleotides long. RefSeq names its product sorting nexin 1a (gene snx1a). The record is from RefSeq and is a predicted model, not a curated record. Gene Ontology annotation, cellular component: endosome; endosome membrane. Gene Ontology annotation, molecular function: phosphatidylinositol binding. Lineage: Eukaryota; Metazoa; Chordata; Cladistia; Polypteriformes; Polypteridae. The transcript is spliced from 15 exons. Gene Ontology annotation, biological process: early endosome to Golgi transport; intracellular protein transport. Bases 106 to 1686 code for a protein of 526 amino acids.